Pogoniulus pusillus (Red-fronted tinkerbird) is the source of this 3766-nucleotide messenger RNA. RefSeq names its product mitogen-activated protein kinase kinase 3 (gene MAP2K3). The coding region runs from base 81 to 1127 and encodes 348 amino acids. The transcript is spliced from 13 exons. Gene Ontology annotation, biological process: MAPK cascade; protein phosphorylation. NCBI's taxonomy places the organism in Eukaryota, Metazoa, Chordata, Aves, Piciformes, Lybiidae. Gene Ontology annotation, molecular function: MAP kinase kinase activity; ATP binding. The record is from RefSeq and is a predicted model, not a curated record.
UCUUUCCCCGCGUCCGCCGUGCUGGGCCGGACUUCGCCGGGCGCCGCGCUCAGCCCGGGCGCCGUGGGGUUGUUGUCGCCAUGUCCCUGCCCAGAGAUUCCAAAGGAUCGCUGGAGCCGCACAAACCGGUGAAAGGCAAGAAGAAGCGGGAUCUGAGGAUAACAUGUGUGCCCAUCAAGCCACCUGUUGCCAACACCACGCCUCCAAGGAACUUGGACUCCAGAACAUUCAUUACCAUUGGAGAUAAGAACUUUGAGGUGGAAGCUGAUGACCUGGUGGCGAUUUCGGAGCUGGGCCGCGGAGCCUACGGCGUGGUGGAGAAGGUCCGGCACGCGCAGAGCGGCACCAUCAUGGCCGUGAAGCGGAUUCGAGCGACUGUGAACACCCAGGAGCAGAAGAGGUUGUUGAUGGACUUGGACAUCUCCAUGAGGACAGUUGACUGCUUCUACACUGUCACCUUCUACGGAGCCCUCUUCCGCGAGGGUGAUGUGUGGAUCUGCAUGGAGCUCAUGGACACCUCCCUAGAUAAAUUCUACAAGAAAGUGCUGGAGAAGAAGAAAACCAUCCCUGAAGACAUUCUGGGGAAGAUGGCUGUGUCUAUUGUACGGGCUCUGGAGCAUCUGCACAGUAAACUGUCUGUAAUCCAUAGAGAUGUGAAACCUUCCAACGUGCUGAUCAACAAGGAGGGACAUGUCAAAAUGUGUGACUUUGGGAUCAGCGGCUAUUUGGUGGACUCGGUUGCAAAGACCAUGGAUGCUGGCUGCAAACCAUACAUGGCUCCAGAAAGAAUAAACCCUGAGCUGAACCAGAAGGGCUACAACGUGAAGUCGGAUGUCUGGAGUCUGGGGAUCACGAUGAUCGAAUUGGCCAUUCUUCGCUUCCCAUAUGAGUCCUGGGGCACCCCCUUCCAGCAGCUCAAGCAAGUGGUGGAGGAGCCCUCGCCCCAGCUGCCUGCUGAUCGCUUCUCCAAGGAGUUUGUGGACUUCACAGCACAGUGCUUAAGGAAGAACCCUGCUGAGCGAAUGAACUAUUUAGAACUUAUGGAGCACCCUUUCUUUACCUUGCACGACGCCAAAGAGACUGACAUGGCCUCCUUCGUGACAGAGAUCCUCGGGGAAGACUCCUAACUCAAACCUUUGUGCUGUCCCCUCCAUCCUGGCUUCCCUGCAGAGGAGCAAACGAGGACUCCAGUGGUGGUUUGCACAAAUCGCACUUCCCCAACCCGUGGGCACCUCUGGCCCCACCUGGCCUCUCAGUCUCUUUUCUCUUUGCCCCACAAACGAAAUCCCCUAGGAUCAGUCUUCUGAAGCCAACACCUUCCCAGCUAAGCCAUGGAGAUGGAAGGUGCAGGAGUUCCCUGCUGACACCAGCACAUCCAUCCCAGGAGGACUGUGCCUGUGGUGCCUGACUGGGGCCAGGGCAGAGAGUGCCAGUGGGCCUCUCCCCUCCUCAGCAGCCUGGUGCACAGUGCAGGGAGGUUUUGGUUCUGUACUUGCCUGGGGAAGGCAGAGAGAAAAAAAAGCUGCUGUGCUUGCCAGCUCUUCUGCCCUCCCUUCCUGGAGUCAGGUCUCACUUACCUUCCCUUUGUGCCCAGCUCUCUGCCCCCAGGAACAGCUUUUUAGGGGGCCAUGGGACUCCCUGGGCAUGCUGCUGCUCACACCAGAGGCUGUUUUAGUGCUCAGCUCGACUUCUGAAUGACCCUUCGAGGCAGUGCCAGACUGGGUGUUGUCCUCCCUCCCUCAGUGCACUGCUCCCAUGGAGGGAAAAAAGGCAUUUUUCAACGAACCCACCUUGAGGCCAGCAUCACCCCACGUUCUUACCAUGCCUGCCCACAGGACUUCACCAGCACAACGCUGCUGCCUUCCUCACGUGGGCACAAAGUGAUGGGAGGGACAAGCAGGUCCGCAGACACUGCCUACUGAGAGGAUGCAUCCCCAUCUCCGGGCAUCUAACACCUUUGACAGCCUCUGCCUCCUGGAGAAGACUUUGCUCCAUCUCCCUUCCAACCUGGAGCUCACGUUAAGACCUCGCACUGUGACACCUGCUCAUUUUGGAGGCCCUUCAUGUCCCAGACUGCCUUUGAACCUGCCAAGGUGUCAGCUGAGGUUGAAAACCCCAGGGCCUGCCCCCGGUUGUACAUUUUCUGUCUGUACAUGCUGGACUUUGUAAUGCAUUUCCCAGCGUUCCUCUAACCUGCUAUAAAUUAAAACCCUUCUGUGGGAGGAGGAGGAGGAGGAGGAGGAGGAGGGAGGAGCAGUUCCUUCUCUGCUAACAAAUCCACUGUGAAAACCUGAUGUGUUUCUCCACUCUCCCAGCCUGAGCACUCCAUCAGGAGCUCUGGGAGCCAACGGGAUUUCUGUCUUCUGCUGUACCUGAUCAUGGGAUGAACGCAGUGGCUGUGGAUUUUGUUGGUGGUUUUUUUUUUUACUAGAUUGACUUUUCAAAGGGAUUUGGGUUUGUGUUUUUUUUUGGUUCCUUUUCUAAUAUAUAUUUGUGUGUAUGUGUGCUAUAUAUAUAUAUAUAUAUAUUAUAUUUUUGAAUCAACAAUGAAUGUGUGAAUGUCUAUGUGGCCAGCAGAUUUGGUGAUAACAGCUUAAGAGAUUUUUCCUGGCUAAUUUAGGGUGGUGGGGAAGGGGUUGCUAGAAGAGAACCCUGGCCUAAGACUUUAAGUGAAAUACAUCUAUUUUUCAACUGAACCUUUUAAAACCAUCUUUCCCCAAAGCCAUACCCUGGAGGUCUGGGUUUCAGGGUGCAGUUCCAGGGUUCAGUUGCAGCAUUCGGUGUCCCCCACCCACUGAAGACCACUGUCCCCUUAAAUCCAUUGCUCCCUGCUCUUGCAGUCUAGGGUUUGAAGUGGCACUGGGGAAUGGGGCUGCCUGACACAAUCUGUCCCUGCAAGCUGCUCCUUAGGCAACCUGCUCCAGGAGGGCACAAAUGGGUUCAGUCCGUCAUGCAGCAGUGCUUUAUCCCCAUCACUGCUCUAACCUCAUCCCCCAAGCCCACAAACCCUGAGAGAACCAGCCCAACUGAGCAAACCCUCUUCAUCUUGGCUGGGCACUGACCCCCUCACCCUACUGCUUCAUGUAAAGCCAGAAGGGGGUUGAUGUUCUCCACAUCUCCCUCCUCAACCCCACUCUGCGAACCACCUGAUGCUUUCCAGGAGCCCCUGUACCAUUGCCUGCUUGAUUUGGCAGCUUUGCAGCCCAGAUGUACCAUUGUGUUUUUGGUUUUCAGAGUUGAUUACUUUGGAUUGUUUCUGGGUUUUCAUGUCGAGUUUUUUGAUCUUUGCUUGUUUGUUUUUCACUUUUCUCCUUGCCCCCACCGCUUUUUCCCUCCAUCCUUUAUCCCACCCUUUUUAGGUGCUUCGGGGAAUGGUGAUUUUUCUUUUUGCAUGUUUCCUGCUUUUCUCCUCUUGGAAAAAAAAAAAAUCCCAAUUCCUACAUUUUGGGGACCCUUUCAGACCCAGGGGAUGGGCUUGGGUCCCUGUGGAUGAAGCAAAGCUUUGCUAAAGAGGCAAACACAGCCCCUCAUGUGCCAUCUGCUUGGCUUCAUCCACCAUCUGUCUUACCUGUCCUUCAUACCCCAUUCUUUCACCUGGUCACCUCCUUGAUGGCAGGGGGGAAUGGCAUAUCUCUGGGGGGACACCAGCUUGGCUUUAAGGUAGACAAGGAUUUUGACUCUCAUCAGAAGAUCCUUGUAUUGUUGAGAACAGUCUGUACCCAGCAAACCUGGUCCUUGUUUCUAAUAAAAAUCAUCCUCAAACCCA